AUGUUUUAUGGGAAAUGGAUUGAACCAAGUAUUCUGUUUCUAUUGUUUAGCAUUCGUUUAAGUUUGAGCAUAAGUUAUGAUGAUGUCGUGGGGAUAGAAUACAAACAGAACCCAGCUCCAGACGGUCACAGAUGCGGCAUCUGUCCUACAUAUUUCCAAAAGAUUUGUGCCUUCAACUUCGACACUAACGCCACCUACAUCUUCGACAACCACUGUAUAAUGGACCUGUACAACUGCAUACAUGGAGCCGAAUUUAUCCCCAUGAAGUAUGAGAAUUGCUUGCUCUUCGGCAACUUUGCUUACGUGCAUGGCACCAAAAAAGAAGAUUAUGAUUACGAAGAAGACCACAUUGCGAUUAUUAACUCAAAAAAGAAUCCAGAUUUUGUUUGA
Messenger RNA from Leptosia nina, 390 nucleotides. NCBI's taxonomy places the organism in Eukaryota, Metazoa, Arthropoda, Insecta, Lepidoptera, Pieridae. The record is from the annotation of a GenBank genome assembly.